This is a messenger RNA of Aspergillus oryzae RIB40, 693 nucleotides long. Its product is annotated as MARVEL domain-containing protein. The transcript has a single exon. Lineage: Eukaryota; Fungi; Ascomycota; Eurotiomycetes; Eurotiales; Aspergillaceae. The coding region runs from base 1 to 693 and encodes 230 amino acids. The record is from RefSeq and is a predicted model, not a curated record. Gene Ontology annotation, cellular component: membrane.
AUGACAAAGUCCAAAACCCCAAUGAUCGAACAAUACUGGCACAAAGGCGGCCUCUGCGGCGUCAUUUCCCGCGCUGCACUCCGCACGCUCCAAUUCGUCUUCGCCAUCGUGAUUGCCGGUCUCUACGGCGUCGACCUAGCCCACGCAACAGAGGUCAACGCCCGUGCCCCUUCGCAAUGGGUGUACGCCGAAUUUGUCGCCGCAGUCACCGCACUCACCUGCAUCGUGCACUGCUUCAUCACCGUUACCCACGUCGCAUGGUCAGCCUGGGACUUCGUGCUCUUCGUGCUCUGGCUGGCCCAGGUAGGCACGUUUGGGGCAAUUUAUAUCUCCAAUAACGUCCUAGAUGAGUAUAAACAAGCGACGUCGUCGAUACCCCGUAUGCGCGCUGCGGUCUGGAUUAGUCUUGUCAGCAUGGUGCUGUGGUUUGCGACGACUGUUUUGGGUAUUGCGUGGUGUUGCCGGACACGCAAGGUCACUCGGCGGACGGAUCAGGUUGAGGCUGGUAAAGAACAGAUCCUGGAGAGGGAUAGUGACGUGGAGAGUGGUUCGAUCUGUGACGAGAAGAGAAGCAUGGCUGCAAUUCCUGCUGCUAUGGUCGCUGAGAAAAGUGUCAAGGACAAAAAUGGCAGCAAAAUAACGUCUGAGAUUAACCGGUCGGAUUCUGAUGUCUCCCCUCCACCAUACUCUUGA